This is a messenger RNA of Petromyzon marinus (sea lamprey), 1875 nucleotides long. RefSeq names its product retinol dehydrogenase 12-like. The record is from RefSeq and is a predicted model, not a curated record. Lineage: Eukaryota; Metazoa; Chordata; Hyperoartia; Petromyzontiformes; Petromyzontidae.
AGCUCUGGAUUCAGCAGGACCCGACCUCCUUGCAACCCAACCUGAGUGUUUCAGAUCAUUUCCGCAUUCUGCGCGCGUGCCAUUGCGAAAGGCAAUCGCCCCUCGUCUUGAUACACACAAUAACUCCCCCCAACACGCACACACCCCGAGUGAGUUGGGACAUUUCGCGGCCCUGCACUUCGCGAGUUUGAACUGUUCAAACAAACCCCCCCCCCCCCAACACACUCAGACACACAACUCACAAAUACCGAACGGUUUGUAUACAGCGCGCGCCUCGGAAUAACUGGAAGAGAAUCAUCGUCCGUGGCGGCCCCCACCACCACCACCACACUCUGCAACGAUGGACGCGUGGACAAUUGUGUAUGCCAUCGUGCCACCGGCUCUGUUUCUCGCCAUCCUCGGCCCUCGCAUACGGCGAUACUUUUCAGGUGGCAUUUGCACCAGCAAGGCUCAACUCAACGGCAAGACAGUGAUCAUAACUGGCGCCAACACCGGCAUUGGCAAAGAAACCGCCCUUGAUCUGGCCAAACGAGGUGCGCGUGUCAUCCUGGCGUGCCGCGACGUGGAAAAGGGCAACGCGGUGGCGGUCGGCAUCCGCGUGGAGACGCACAACCCGCAGGUGCUCGUGCACAAGCUGGACCUGUCCAACGCCGCCUCCAUCCGCGAGUUUGCCGAGCGCAUCAACAAAGACGAGGAGAAGCUGAACAUUCUGAUCAACAACGCGGGCGUGAUGACGUGCCCCUUCUCCAAGACGACCGAGGGGUUUGAGAUGCAGUUUGGGGUGAACCACCUGGGUCACUUCCUGCUGACUCACCUCCUGGAGGACCUCAUCAAGCGCUCGGCGCCCGCGCGCAUCAUCAACGUGUCCUCCCUCGCACACGCUUACGGCAGCAUUGACUUCGAGGACCCCAACUACGAGCGGCGCUCCUACAGCCGGCACGGCGCCUACUGCCAGAGCAAGCUGGCCAACGUGAUGUUCACCCGCGAGCACGCCCGGCGCCUCAAAGGCACGGGCGUGACGGUCAACUCGCUGCACCCCGGCUCGGUGAUGACUGACCUGCAGCGCCACUUAGGCGUGGUGCACGCCAUGCAACGCAUCCUGUGGCCGUUGAGCAAGUCCCCUGCGCAGGGCGCCCAGACCAGCAUCCACUGCGCCGUGGCCGAGGAGCUCGCCAACGUCACCGGCGUCUACUUCAGCGACUGUGCCCCGAAGAGCGUGUCAUCCCUGGCAAGCGACGACGCCGCCGCCCAGAAGCUGUGGGCCCUCAGCUGCAAGCUGCUUGGGAUCAAGUGGGACUAGGCAGGGGGCUCGUACUGAUUCUCCCGUUUUAAAUCGGGUUCUAUCCUGCCAGUAGAUGUGUAAUGAGAGAGCGUCAUCCAUUGGGUGCCAGAGGGUAACUGGGUACAGGCACUAUUAUGUAAUCGGCAUCCAAUCCUAAGAGGGAAUAACAUCUGGGCCAAAGGUUACGGGGAGGAGUCGAGAGAGAUGCUUUGGGAACCAUCGAGAAGGUUCCACGAGGGGGCGUGGCUAGAGGCGGAGCCUAGCUCCUCCGGGGAAAAUAUAAGCGGGCGCAGGGGAGGACUCGUGGUCGGUGUGGGGAGCCUGGGGUCGGACUCCGUCGCUGCGCGUCAUCUCCUCUGUUCGCCACCGACCACGUGGCGAGUGUCCCCAGUGAAGCUCGCCUCUUCUCUCCGGCGCGCCGCCAGCCAACGGCAAGACCGGGGGGGGGGGGGGGGGGGGGAGCGGAACGAACCUCGCUGGUGGACCGGAGAGAGACGCCUCGUACAUGGCGUUGUGAGAAGGGAAAUUACCCGGAGAGGGAAGGAGAGGAGCUGUGCAGUACUACAGUUAAUAAAGAUGCACUCUUGCAACAA